GCCAAUGCUCCCACAGCUGUGGACUUCGUCCAAAUUUGUUCAGGUCAAGUCAGGAUUACCUUAUUCAAUAAUGGCUUUUAGUUCGUCAAACUAGUUAUGCUGUUGACCUCGAUUUCGGGUACAGAGUCGCUGGUCCUAGAGUGCCAUCUUCUUUGAUCCAUUCCUUUUCCCUGUUCAUCCCAGGACUCCUCUCCAUCAAUUAUUUCUCCGUCUUCUAGAAUUUGAUUUUUUGCUGCUUGCCCGUGGAGCAGAUGAGUUUUGGGUGCGCUGGAAGAUGGUGGGCCUUCUUCUAGAAUUUGAUGUCUUGUUCAUUUCUCAUGGAUUAGAAGAGGUUUGAGCGCGUUGGAAGAGAGAGAGAGAACCAGAGGGCAAAGAGGUGGAGAUGGACAGACGGCGGCUGAAAAAUCUGUAUGCCAAGGAGGCAGUGGAGUUUUUAAACCAUGUAAUUGAAGAGAAGCCGCUGCUGCCCUUCUUGAUACCGUUAGGGUUUUUCGCAUGGGCUAUUGAACGAUGGCUGGUUCCCUUCUCUAAUUGGAUUCCCAUGGCGUUUGCCGUCUGGGCUACUAUUGAGUAUGGGAGUUUCCGACGGCAGCUACUUAUAGAAGGGAUGAAUAGAAGAUGGAAACAUCUCAUACUGCACUCAACGCCUGUAACGCCAUUAGAACCCUGUGCGUGGCUGAACAAGCUCUUGAUGGAAGUUUGGCCCAACUAUAUGGAACCAAAAUUGUCACUUAAGUUUUCCUCAAUGGCAGAGAGUCGGUUGAAAGAACGAAAACCAAAACUCAUUGAAAAGCUAGAGUUACAGGAGUUCUCACUUGGUUCAUGCCCUCCAAAUUUGGGGCAAAAUGGGGUGCACUGGGUUACUGUGGGUGAACAGAAUGUCAUGCGCUUAGAUUUUGAGUGGGACACUAACGAGAUGAGUGUAUUGUUGCUGGCCAAAUUGGCAAAACCUCUGAUGGGGACUGCUCGGAUUGUCAUUAACAGUAUUUACAUCAAGGGAGAUGUCCUCAUAACUCCAAUUCUUGAUGGACAAGCACUGCUUUAUUCUUUUGAGUCUACUCCUGAUGUUAGAAUAGGUGUUGCAUUUGGUAGCGGUAAUGGUCAAACACUUCCAGCAACAGAAUUGCCUGGGGUCUCAACUUGGCUGGUUAAAAUUUUAACCGAAACCCUUGCCAGGAUGAUGGUUGAGCCUCGACGAGCAUGUUUUUCCUUGCCUUCAAGGGAUCUUAGAAAAAAAGCUGUGGGUGGACUACUUUCUGUCACUGUAGUAUCAGUCAGUAAUUUGCACGUCAAUAGUGUGAAACGCAACAGUGUAGAGAGUCCACAGUGUUCAUUAGCAAGCAGUCAGUCUUCAGCGGACUUCGGAAAUCAAAUUGAGCAGACAUUUAUUGAAGUCGAACUUGGUAGUUUGUCCAGGAAAACCAAUUUUAGUAGGGGUUCAAAUCCUGCAUGGAAUUCUGUUUUUAAUCUGCUAAUGCAUGGAGAUUCAGGCAUAAUUAGGUUUCACCUGUACGAUGGGGGUCCAGAUAGUGUAAAGCUAAAUUACUUGAGCAGUUGUGAGAUAAAGUUGAAAUAUGUUGCAGAUGAUUCCACUACGUUUUGGGCAAUAGGGCCUAAGUCUGGCGUGUUGGCAAAACAUGUUGAGAACUGUGGGCAAGAAGUUAAAAUGGUUAUUCCAUUUGAGGAUACUAAUUUUGGAGAGUUAACCAUCCGGCUCGUCUUAAAGGAGUGGCAGUUUUCUGACGGUUCCGUUACCAUGAGUAGAUCUUCAAACGGUCUUCAGUCGUCCAUGUAUGGCUCAUCAAACUUACUGCUCGGAACUGGAAGGAAACUUAGUAUAAGUGUAGUAGAAGGAAGGAGUCUGACCACUAAAGAUAAAUCUGGAAAGUGUGAUCCUUAUGUAAAAUUAGAAUAUGGAAAGGCUCUCCAGAGAACAAAGACGAUAUAUCAUACUACAACUCCCGUGUGGAAUCAAAGUUUUGAGUUCGAUGAAAUUGGAGGAGGUGAAUAUCUCAAGAUCAAAUGUUACAAUGCAGAAAAAUUUGGUGAUGAAAAUAUUGGAGGUGCAAAGGUAAGCUUAGAAGGUCUUUUGGAAGGAUCUUGCAGAGAUGUGUGGAUUCCCCUCGAAAAAGUAAGCUCUGGAGAGCUGAGACUUCAAAUACAAGUUACGAGGAAUAGUGGCCAUGAAGGACAUUGGAAUUCACCACAAAGGUCAUUUUCAGCUGGUUGGGUUGAGUUGGUCCUCAUUGAAGCUAGGGACCUUAUUGCUGCUGAUCUAAGAGGAACAAGCGAUCCUUAUGUUAGGGUUCAUUAUGGUAACCUGAAGAAACGUACAAAGGUUAUAUACAGAACACUAAAUCCUCAGUGGAAUCAAACUCUGGAGUUUCCUGACACUGGUAGUCGCUUGGUUUUGUAUGUGAAAGACCACAAUGCUGUGCUCCCUGAGACCAAUAUUGGUGAUUGUGAAGUAGAAUAUGAAAUGUUGCCUCCAAAUCAAGUAGCUGAUAAGUGGAUACCUUUGCAAGGAGUACGAAGUGGAGAGAUCCACGUCCGAGUAACCAGAAGAAUUCCAGAACAACAGAAUAAACAAAAAAAUUCUAGUCAGGCUUCUUCCUUCAGCACAGCGCAUGAAAUAUCCGGAAAGAUGAGGGAGAUGCUAAAGAAGCUUGAAGGACUGGUACAUGAAGGUGAUACAGAAAGUUUAUCCUUAUCUAUAAAUGCACUGAAAAGCGCACAAGACGCGCAGGAAGGAUAUAUUGUUUCCCUUGAAAGGGAGAAGACAUUGCUGCUCAACAAAAUAAACGAACUUGGUCAUGAACUCAUGAGGUCAUCUUCAUCUCCAAGCUCAUCACCAUACUGAAACUACAAAAAUUAAUAUUUGCAGAAUAUUUAUUAUCUGCUAGUCUUAGCUCUUUGAUAUAGUAAGAAGCAUUGUAUAUUCACAAAAUUCAAUUAAUUUCAUCUUUUUUUCCUCAAUUUGGCUGUGGAACAUCAUGAUGUGUUGCAGCUGAAAGGGUGAGACAGAAUAUAGUUUAGUUUUGUUUA
Messenger RNA from Phalaenopsis equestris, 3045 nucleotides. Its product is annotated as synaptotagmin-5. Gene Ontology annotation, molecular function: lipid binding. The transcript has 14 exons. The record is from RefSeq and is a predicted model, not a curated record. The coding region runs from base 383 to 2860 and encodes 825 amino acids. Lineage: Eukaryota; Viridiplantae; Streptophyta; Magnoliopsida; Asparagales; Orchidaceae.